Messenger RNA from Symbiodinium natans, 2328 nucleotides. The record is from the annotation of a GenBank genome assembly. Lineage: Eukaryota; Dinophyceae; Suessiales; Symbiodiniaceae.
AUGCGGCAUGCUGCAGCUCUGGCGCUUCUCUACUGCUGCCGCAUCAUUCUUGCCGCAAAUACCUACAUGGCACAGUACGCGAAAUUCCGGACGCGGCAGACAAGGGUUCCUGAUGCUGACGCUGUGGCCCUGAGGGAGGUCUACUUAUUCGACCCGGAUCAAGGUCAGAUUGAUCUAAGCAGUGCAACAGCAACCAACCCUGGAGGCAGCAAUUGGUUCGGCGAACACCCUCCAAGUUUAGCCAUCGAUGAUGCGUUUUCGAAAUGGUACGACUCAAACCGGCAAGAUCUAAUUAUCAGUCUGGCUGCUCCCACUGCGAUAGCGUACUGCGGACUGCAACUGGCUGAGGAUUGGCCAUCACGAGACCCCGUCCUUUGGGAGUUUCUCUUAUCCCAAGACGGUCAGACCUGGCUGCUGGUGUAUGAAAACACAGACGCGGCCGACGUGCCCGAUGUUCGAAGUCAUAAGCUGCUGCACCUGCCACUGGCCGCACUCUGGCGCGACUUCCUGUUUGAGGCAACCGCCGUCCGAAGUCUGACAGAUGGCUCAUAUCAAGUCCAGGUGGGGGAAUUGCAAUUCUGGGAUGGAGCUUCUCCGCCUGCGCAGAUAGACUUCUCUGCAUCUGGAGCUACUGCCACCUCCUGGGAAAAUGCAGGAACGAGUCCCGUCGGUGGGGAGCCCGGAAAGGCCAUUGACGGAGACCUUACCACAAGCUGGGUGGAGUCCGAGGAGUCUGCUGGUCAGCAGUUGAUAGCACUGCACAUCAGCUUCCCGAGCUAUGUGCAUCUAUCGAGCUGGAGCUGGGUUACUGGGAGUGACACCUCCAGUGACCCUCUGCAAUGGAAUUUGUGGGGGCUCUACAUAGAAACAGGGAACAACAACAUGGUCCAGCUCCACAAGCAAACUAGCGACUUCGCGGUGCCUGUGAGCCGGGGAGUGUCUGUUGGAAGUCUCAGCAUUGCCGCCUGGGAGUUCACAUCAACUACCACUUCAUCCUCGUCGGAAGCAUAUGGCGUGGUUGCGCAGUCGCCUGGCACUGGGACGAUUCCGGUCGUAACUGCAUUGCUUCGAGCUGGACCAGACGACAGGGCAGCGGGCUCCAUGCAGGUGUCUGCAGGCACAUAUGCCCUGCGGAUUCCCACCGCCCUGUUUACCUCCGCAAGUGAACCUGACUACUUGGCGGUCAGUGUAGCUGAGCUACAACCUGGAGACGAGAUUACCGAACUCAUGGAGGCUUCGACAAAGGCUUCUGGAGACGUUCUGGCCACUGGUCCAGUGAGUAUAAAGCUGCGCAGUUUGGAGCAGAACAUCAAUGGAACGCUGGCAGCGCCCAUGCAAUUCCAGCUCACUCUUCCCAACACGAGUAACAUGAGUCGUUUAGCAUGCAUGUAUUGGGAUGAUGCUGGGCAACAGUGGUCGGACAAAGGUAUGACGACCACCUUGGGUCCUGAGGGCAUGCUGGAGUGUGCCACAACUCACCUCUCCAUUUUUGCUGCCAUAUUAAGGGCCAUUGUCGCCACCUUGGUUUGCAGCAACGCCGCCGGCAUCUUCUCCUUGCAAGGCCUGCAGUCGCUAGUCAAGCUGCAUUGGGCAUCACAGCCUCCCGCCAUCGUCCUGUGGAGCACCAUCUUGGUUGGGAGCUGUCUGCUGUGCGUUGCGAAAUGCGUGGACCUGAAGCAUCUGGAACAGGUGGACAUGCUGGAAGGAUUCCGGCGCAUCAAGAUCUUGCGCUCGGCGGGCUCGGCCAAGCGAGGCUGCAUGGCGGACCUGAAGGAGUUGCUCUUGCCAUCGGAAAGGGUGGCCAGCCAGCUUCUGAAAAGGAUGGGAGUGGGAGUAGGUGAGCUGGAGCAGCUGCACACAGUCAGUGGCGUCACAAGCUGGCAUUUGCAAGCCCGGGCCAUCUUGUCAGACUUCGCGCGGCAGAGGUCGGUGGCCAAGCUGGCAUUUCUGUACCAGGCGCACUGUCGUUGGUUCAGCUUCCUGUCGCCGUCGUUGAAGGCCAGCUGCUCCCAGCGAUGCAGCGUGCUUGUGGCCAAGCUCUACAGCGGCUGGGCCAUCGCGGCCGUCUUCUACGGCUCCACAGCGCUAGCUCCAGGCCAACCCGAAUGUGAUGUUCCCGCCGCCUUGUUGGACAAGAUCGUUCGCAGUGCUGUCAUUGCUUGGAUAUCUGCAGUGUUCGGCUCGUUGCCCUUCGUGCUGUUGUUGGCGGUCAUGAACCUUGGGGGGUACAACUCCCCAGCUUUGUUGACCAGGAUCCUAUAUCCCCCUUGGGAAUCAUUCUUUAUCUUUUGUUUAUUUAAAAAUCAAAAGGAUAUUAACACUUAUUAA